Molecule: messenger RNA, 12261 nt
Organism: Sitodiplosis mosellana (orange wheat blossom midge)
Lineage: Eukaryota; Metazoa; Arthropoda; Insecta; Diptera; Cecidomyiidae
Product: collagen alpha chain CG42342
Exons: 24
Coding region: 1658-3541 (627 amino acids)
Source: RefSeq, a predicted model, not a curated record
CAGUCGAGUUCCGUUCGUCAAACGCAGUGGAUAUACGGCGAUAUUCGUUCAGUGUGCAUUCUGGUGUUUCUCUUUCGGGAUAGAGUAUCUCACGAACAAACAAAAACAAGCAACAACAUAACACAAAAAAGAAACAGAAGAAGAGGAAUUGUGUGGGAAUGGAUUAAAUGAAGUAGAUCGGACAUUUCGGAAAUUUCGACUAUUUAACCAUCGGAGGGGCAAAAGCAACAUAAAUAAAUACGACAAAGAGAGAAUAAAAAUUAUUCGUUCUUUUUUUCGGCAAUUUUAUGCUGCUGAACUUUUGCAAACCGUGCGACAAUGAUGUGUACGUGUGCAAUAAUAUUUUGCUAGCCAUUUAACAUUUUUUGUUGUCUCCGUACUGUGUGUACCCGUACUUGAGUUGAGAGAGUUAAAUUGAGCUACAAAACAGCAGCAGCAGCAGCAGCAAGCAACGGCUGACGACGUGAGCGAGAAAAAAUAAAAUAAAAAUAAAAUAACAACAACCGAAAAUUGUGAAAAUACUCGGUUUAUAUCCACCUCUCUUUGUAUAUGUUCCUCCCAUAAACAAUUGGCUUGACACAGGGAUUUUGGGAAAACAAAAACACAACGCAUCAUCUUGACAAUUUUCGUUUCGUCUAAACAAUAAGUUUCUUAGAUACGGCGAAGGAGCACGGAAAAACGCCUGUGUUUUGUUUUAGAAUUUUAUUGCCAUUUGCUCGGAAUAUGCACACACAAACACCAGAUUGUACACUUGCAUGUGGUGCCAGUAAUACGAAAUACCCAUGUCAGUGGAUGUGAAUGGAAUAAUAAAAGAAACAUGAACGAUUCGUAUUAAAAAUCAAAUGAAAUAAGCCAAACGCAUGAACUGGAUAGAACAACAGAGAAAAGUUGCGUAAAAUAGCGCAAAAUAAAAACAACGACGAAAUCGGUGUGUAUGUGUUUUAUUUGAUUUUUUUCGGUUUGUGAAAUUUCGGGUAGCAAGUGAGAAGAGGCUCGAGCCCAAAAAAGGAUAUCUACGCCACCGUGCCACCGUGAUAAAAAAAAAGAAGAGUGAGAGUUGUGUGGAGCAGUAACGGCAAGAAUAAAGAUCAAUCGCGAAACAAAAGUAAACGAAAAGUGCUUUUAAUAAUGUGAAAGAAUGUGACAUCAUGACAAUCUUAUCUGUUUGCAACGGAUGUCAUGAUGUUUGCUUACCGGAAAAAGUUUAAAUAUCCAAUUAAUUAUAUUGAAGCAUUAACGCAGCAACAGUCGGCACAAUAGAAAAAGGGGAAAUCUGUCUCUCACUCUCUUUCUCUUUCCCUCACUCUCUUUCGUUCUCAACUUGUUCGAAAUUUUUCUAGCGAAAACCAUCGAAACGACAGAAGCACAGUGUGUGUUUGUAAAACAAAGUAGUCUUUGUAUAACAUUGCAAUUGUUUUAAGUACAAACUGAAAGAAAAGCAUUCGAUAAAGUGAGUGUAUGAGUGUAUUUUCAAGCGUAACAAUUAAAAGUGCAAAAAUUGAAUAGUUGGCCGAAACCGAAAAAAAAACGUUUAUUCAAACAUUGAAACGAUACACAUUUGGAUUGUGCAAUUGAGAGUAGUUAAUUUGAAAGAAGCUGAAGCUACAGAGCAAAAAAGAAAAGAAAGAAAAAGCAGUUUGAAACAAACGAAAUUGAAAUGGGGAAGCUAUUGAAUCCUCCAGAGAAAUCUGGAGGCUCUCCGCUGCUGGAUCAAAAAACACCAACAAAUUAUGAACGUAGUUCAAUAACCAACAAUAGUGGAAAUAUUCUCGUUUAUAUAAUAUUAAUGUUUUCGUUGAGUUUUUCUGCAUAUACAUUUCUACGACAAACACAUUUUGAAAAUAGAUAUAGUCAUUUAGACAAACGAAUAUCGAUAGUUGAAGAUAAGCUUCGGCUAUUCCCGUUGGCAUUUUUAAAUUCAUUGGCCAGAACAUCGGUAUUACCAUCGAUAUCGUCAUCGAAAUCCUCAUCGUUAGCAGUGACCGUCACACCAAAUGCAUCAACAAUGGAUUCAACAGUGCCCGAAAUCGAUUUAAUUACAGAUACAUCCGAUACGAACACCGAUAACGAUGAUGAUGAUGGUGCCAUCGACAACGAUGAGCAAUUUGCCCAUAUUUUACAAAAGCUAUCCUUACAAGUAUCGGGCAUUCAGCGUUUACGCCGCGACGUUUCUCACUUGAAAGCAUCUAGGCGUGGUGAACGACAAGCAUCUGUUCAUCCAACGGAUUGUACGUGUCCAGCAGGUCCGCCAGGCCCGCCGGGAAAACGUGGAAAAAAGGGGAAGAAAGGUGAUGCGGGCGAACCUGGACCACCAGGUGUAACUGGACCACCUGGCAAAAAUGGUUUUCCGGGACCAAUUGGACUGGAUGGCCCUAAAGGCGAACCGGGUACCCCUGGCGAAAAAGGUCAAAAAGGCGACUUAGGACAACCGUCCAUCGAUGUAUUCCAAGCAGUUAAGGGACUCAAAAGAUCAGUUACAACAUUACGCGGUGGCUCUCUAGGCUAUGCAGAAAUUGUUGCCGUCAAGGGUGAGCCAGGCGAGCGUGGUCCUCCAGGCCCACCAGGACCAAUUGGUGUUGCGGGGAUUCCCGGUCAUGACGGACGACCAGGAGGUCCAGGCGAACGUGGCGAGAGAGGCGAGAUAGGGGAGAAAGGAGAUCAGGGAGCCGUUGGACCAGAAGGCCCACCAGGACCGGCUGGACCGAAGGGAGAACGGGGUGACAAAGGUGAUAGAGGUCUAACAACGACAUUCAAAGGUGAUUUACCGACUGGAAUCAUUGAAGGACCACCUGGUCCACCGGGAAAUCCAGGUCCAGCAGGACCGAAGGGAGAACGAGGUGAAAUUGGGCCCGAAGGACCACCGGGGCCACAAGGUGAAAAGGGGCCACGAGGAAAGAGGGGCAAACGAUUGUUUGGCCAAGGUAAGGAAAACGAAUACGACGAUGAUGUCACAGUCAUUAGAGGGCCACCAGGACCACCGGGAAUAGAUGGCAAAGAUGGUAAAGACGGUGUAAAAGGAGAAAAAGGCAGUCCGGGUGAACCCGGAUCGCUUGGGCCUCGAGGUUUGGAUGGACUGCCUGGCGAGCCCGGAAUUGAAGGUCCUCCUGGAUUGCCCGGAUAUCAGGGCCCACAGGGAGAUAAGGGCGAUAGAGGUGAUAUUGGACCACCAGGAUUAAUGGGACCACCCGGUUUACCAGGUCCCCCCGGUUAUCCGGGCGCCAAGGGAGAGAAAGGUGAUCGCGGAGAUUCCAAGUAUCGAAAGAUGCGCAGACGGCAAGAGGAAGGAAUGGCCGAUGCACCACACACAAAUCCUAGUUCUCACAGCUCACACAUAGAAUAUCUAAUUGGGCCACCAGGACCGCCAGGCCAUCCGGGAGCAAUUGGUCCGCCAGGACCAGAAGGUCGUAAAGGAGACCGAGGUACUAAAGGAGACAAAGGAGACACUGGCUCAAUGGGCUUACCGGGACCUGUUGGUUACAGAGGUGAAGGUGGGCCCGCGGGCCCAAAUGGUAAACCAGGAAUGCCGGUUUGGUCGUAUUAAGCUAAAAAAAAAAAAACAAAACAAAAUUCACAGAUACACACACACAAUCUCUCUCGAUACGUAUAUAAAUAAAUUAGGCAUACAAGAUGAAUUAAGAUUAACCAACCAGGCAAGCAGCGUCAACAAAGCAUGCAUUUUUUUGGAAAAUGUAUUUUACAUUCAACCGAGUUUUACAGCAACACAUAUACACACAAGGGACAAAAUAAUUUCAGCUUUUUUUUGUAUGACAAACAAACAAACAUUCUACCCGACAUCAUCGUUAUACGUUUAUUUAAAAUUUAAAAAUAAUUCUGCUGACAUGAUUCGCUAUUCCUUCGUUCCUUCAGUCUUUUUUUUUUCAAAUUUGUAUUCUAUCGGAACAUAAACUGAUACGUAUGUAUUUUGAAAAAGUGAAAAAAAGAUAGAUUCGUUUUUAGUGAAGAUUAAAAGAAACAACAUUAUCAUUUCAAUUUAAGAAUGAAACAAACCACUAUAUAUACUAAUUGUUGAAUUCUCACAUUUUAAAAAUGAAAUGAAAUUAAUAAACCGAAAGAUAUCAAAAAAAGGCACAAAUAUUUAAAAAUUUCAACGAAAUAAACAAAUCAUUCAUCGAGAACUCUAUUUGUGUUGAUGAAAUUAAAAACAAAUGAAAAAAAAAAAUACUUUCAGAAAAAUUCAAUUACUUACCACGAUGUUAUUAUAAAAAGAAAUUAGUCAGAAAAGAAAAAUCGGUAUCAAUUAGAUCGCUGUGCAUCAACUUCAUACACGUCAAGAUUCACUAUUUUCUGCGGGAGCGUACAGAAAUCGUGUGGAAAUGUGAAUUUGCCAUUUUGAAAUACAUCACACAGCUACUAGCUUACUUGUCGCAUAUAGAAAUGUUGUAAUGAAUUAAAACUAUCCGAGAGAGUUUUUCGCUUAAUUAAAAGAACUUAGACUAAUAAUUAAGAUGCAUUAAGCUUUCCCAUUGUGUAAUGCAUUCGUUUAUGUGAUGAGAGCACACAGUGCAUAAAACUGCGUAUAAAAUGCUAUUUACCUCAAAUUUUGAGGCUCAAAGAUAAAUGACACGCAGCGAAUUGAGCAAACAGCUUUCGGAAGAGAUUUCUUUUUCUUCUUAUAACGAUAAUUUCAUUUGGGUUAUAUGUUGAACAUAACACAGCAAUGCACAUUGUGGUUGAUAUCAACAUACACGUACAAAUAUGCAUCGAAUUCGAUGCAAAUACACGCCAGAUUUUUAAGAGACAUAAAGAAAAACUGACUAUAAAUCUUAAUAUGUGUAUCUCUCUGUCUGUUUUGCUUUGAUUUUCCUCCUAAAUAAAUGGCUCUCGUUGUAUUUAGCCAAAACAAUUAUUCCAUGCCACAUGGAAGCAGCAAGUACCAGGCUUUACUGUGCGGUUGAAAAAUCCGCAUGAAAGAGAGCAGUAAAGACUGAUUAGCCAAACUCAAGACAAUCGUCCUCUCUUUUUCUCUCGUACAAAGUAUUUGGUGAACCGAAAAAUUAUCGCAUAAAAAUAUCGGGUGAAAAUAUUCAUGCGGAUGUUUUGAUCGCACAGUAAAUACCAGGCUUUGAUAUUAUAGCAUCAUUCCCACUGCAGUACAGUACAGAGUUGUCUCGAGGUAUUUGCAAUUCUCGACCGGGAGAAAAAUGCACUCACAUAUGUGUAACGACUACAGAAUUUUAAUUCAUCUCUCCCGCGUUGCUCACCUCCAUCCUAACCCGCUGUCUCCCUCUCUUUCACUCUGUACAAUUGUUAUUUUUAUCGAGUGAACGAGCGCGUGAAAGAGAAGAAACGAAGAAAAUGUGCCAAAUCUAGCAAAAACUUUGCAAAGUUUUUUAAAAUAUGUAUACAUCGCGUUGAAACAAUAUGAAUGGUCGGGAACAUGUUCCUCACCAUAUUCACAUUAUUUUUCAUCCAUUCAACGUAAAUAAAAUAUGAACGGUUUCAUUAUCAUUUCACAAAGUAUACUACAGAAACUUUGCUUAGAGAAAAAGAGACACGAACACACACAUUAAAAAAUAUACGAUUUCAUUUUGAAGGGUUUCAUCCGUUUGUAUGUUGUAUAAAAUGCGCUGUUGUUUUUGCUGUUAUUAUUAUUAUUAUUUUGUGUGUUUUCUUUUCAUUUUUUUUCUCUUUCACUCCGUUGUGUUGGCUCGCUCGCUCGUUCAGACGUUAGCUCUUUCAAUUUGUGACGCUGUUCAAGUGAAAAAUUCAAACACAAACAUCACCAAGCGACGUGCCAUGUAAUAUCCCCAUCUAUAUGGAGCCGCUAUCGUUUAAUAAUGCAAGCAAACAAGUGCAAUUUUGACGACUGUUUCAAAACCAUUUGCCGUCGUGGCAUUUUGCACAUUAACUGGCAUCAAUGAAUACAGUUCAUAAAUGUACACAUAUAUACACACACACUCGACACUCCCAGGCCAAUGUGUUGAAUCAAUAUAUUGAAAUUGGAAUUUUCGAUUUGUCGAAAUUCCUACUGUUUACUCAAAAACCGUUCGGGUAUAUUAUCGAGAAACAGGUGUGAAUCGUAAAAGUGCAAGACGAAAAUAGUUUUAUACAGUGCCAUACACAUAGCUUGAAAUAUGACUUGGUGCCCAAAAAAAGGAAGAGGAAUAAUAAAAAGAAUUGAAAGACGGAAGAAAAUAAACUUUUGAGAUACAUUCGAAAUGGCAGUCGUUCGUUUCGAAUUGUCGAGAAAGACACACGGUACGGCAUGUCUUUUUAAAAGAAUCAACUCCAAAAAGUUCUUGAUUUUUUUUCUAUUCGAUCUAGUUCAUAGCGUUGACUACCAUUUUGACCAUGACUGCCAUCAUCAUCAUCAUUUGGCAAUAAAUUUUUCCAUCGAAAGACGAUAACAAGAUUUUCAUUCAUUUCCUUGUUCCGUUGCAAAUUGAUCACUUUGAAUGGUCAUUUUUCAAACCGAUUUUCAAAAGACGAACCCUUUUCAAAUGUUUUGCACUUCGGUGGAAGUUUUCCACCGACUUACACAUACACAUGCAUACACAAAUAAAACUUGUACAUGUUUUCUGCUUCAAUAGGAAAAACUUUUCGCCUCAUAUUGCGUUGUACAGUUUAUAAGCCCGACUACGUUUGCUAUCUUUUCAUGUGGCCUCUGUGUUCGGCACUAUUUGUAUCUUUUUUGCAAAUAAUUCACUUAUCACCACGUUUUUGUUUUCAUACGUGAUUAUGACCAGGCCAAAUUGUGUGGGAUUGUGUUCACUGUUAAAGCAACAGUCAGUUAAAUUCACACACACACAUAAACACUUCAUCUCUCACUCCGUUUGUGCAUCUUCACUUUGGCGCAUGAAUUGGCAAACAGAUUGUGACUGUAAUUUUCAAAUAUGUGCAUUGCGUAAAGCAGAAAAUGGAUGCAGCUAAUUUGUUGCAUAUGCAUACGGCCAGCUGGCCGAUCUUGAAUGCGGUAAAUUAUGUGAUGGGCGUGUUGCUUUUGGUCGAAUGGAAAACUUUGACAAACUCACAUGUUCAAUCGAAUUAAACAGUGUUCAUGUUCACCCCAUCCUCUCGACCAUCCGAACAACCGAAAAAAGAACGAACUCCAAUGAAACUUCGUAUUCGUUAUAACAGCCAUUUAUACGAACAUCGACCGCUAUGAAUAUUUUCAUAGCAACAACACAAGAGGAAAAUCCAAUUUCUUUUUUUUUCUAUUCUCUCUUCCGAACAUCAUCUAUAAUGCAUCGCAUAUGGAAAAUCCAAUUGGUCGUGUGUAUGUGAACAAAUGUUCUAUGAAGGAAAGAGAAUUAUUUCCCCCCGUUCAAAAUUCAAAACAUAUCCUCCAUAGUUUUUGUCCAACAGUCGGUGGCCAGUGACACAGUCAUUUUGGAGCUCAUCAUUGGAAAUGUAUACAUAUAUACAGGGCGUCCCAUAAUUGUAUGCUAAUUCCUUUACCACCGAUUCCUGGGCUCAUGAGGAGUAAAAAAGUUUCUAAGCACUUUUUCCUCAGGGGGUGUUUUGCUGAUUAAUUCAGAAACUAUUAGAGAUACCGGUUCGGUUUCUUUAAGAAAGUUAUUACGGGCAUUGAAAGUAACCAAUGGCCAACUCAGUAAGAAUUAUCGGACAUUCUAACAGACAUCUGUAUUGCGAGUGGCCAAUUUGGAUGUUUGGGUGCCCACAAUGGUUAUUGUUAUGGAAAGAGGGUGAUUUGACUUAAACUUUACCGAAUGCUGCGGUCUAAACCAAACAACCCCUGUGGAAAAAGUGCCCAUAAUUUUUUUCAAUCUUUAUGAGUCAACAAAUCUGUGGUAUAGCUAUUAGCAUACAACUAUGAACCACCCUGUGUAUAUUUAUGUAUGUUCGAAUCAUGGUUCAAUGCAGCAAUUGCAUCGCAUUAAAAAUGAUAGCAGAUUCCAACAUUGUGAUAGCACAAACAAAUGGCACCAUUCUACAAGGGGACCAUAUUCUCUUUCUGCGAAAACGUAGGCAAAGUUUAACCAUGUUUUGCACAAAGUUUGCACAUGCAUUUUGAUAAAUAUAUCAUUCAACAAUUCAACAAAAAUAUGUGUGUAUGGCAGCGUCGGCGGCAGUAACGGCGGUGACGGCACUGAUGACGACGGUGUUAAGUAAAACGUACAAACUUUUCGGAGAAAAACCGUAUGUGUACUGUUCGCCUAGAAAAAGUCGUUUUCACAACGUACUGUCGCCAAUUACAAAUAGAAUUAUUGAGCCAAAAAAUUUGCUUUUUUCUAUUAUCCAUUUGCACGGGAAUUGGCAAUGGAAGGAGAGAAAGGGUAGAUAGAAAGGGAGUUUCGGGCGAUCUCAACCCGGAUCAAGUAAAUGAAUGCCAAAUUUAAUCAAAAUAGAAAACACUGUUAUACAAUGCAAAAACAUCAUAGCGGUGACAGUGGUGGUAGCAGCAACAGCAACAGAACCCAAAGAGAAUGGCGAUGACAAACAAAAACCGACAAUUACGAAAGUGUAUGCAAAAGUUGGCGAAUGUAUUGAAUUAUCCUUGAUUCCGCCGCAUUUUCCAAUGCCUGUCGCCGCUUUUAAAAUCAAAGCGAAUUAUUAUUAUUCAAAUAACGAAUUUUUUCCUUAUCUGAUUUACCCUGAUUUGACGUGCAGACACUUCUCUUGCGACACAGAGAGAAAAAAGGAACAUGAAUACAAAUCGGGAUGAUGAUGCUGAAUAGAGCGGUAAGCGUGUAGCAAAGAUACAACGACGACAACAACGGUUGGCUACGUAACAUUUCGAAAAUGUUUGAGGUUUGUUGUGUGGUGAACCCCUUUUCGAUGUGGUGUAGUGUAUGAGACACAGUGAAGUGUAUCACUAACUGUGGUGUAAUACCCAAUUGUGUUUUCCGGAUUUCAUCACCGUUGUCUGUUAUAUGUAUAUGAUCUUUAUGUAUCGGAAGAAGCAAUCGAACACACGUGUCAAGGCACGUGCCAAUUUCAAAUCAAUGGAGAGAAUAUUUGGCGUUCUUAUCAUAUUGGAAAGCUCUAUCUGUGUCUCUGUCGUUCUGUCUGACAUUUGCCGAUAAAAUGCACCGAGAUUAUAUGACGCAUUGUCAUGUAUGCAUAUCAUUUCACAUUGCCCGACAUUUUCGGAACAGAAAGACAUAACGUAUAUAUCCAUAUGGGUACAUUUAUACAUACAACACAUACAAAAUCACAACUGAUAUAAAUUGCGGAUUAACAAUCACACCGCAGUAUAGUGCACAGUAGUACAGUGAAGAAAAUACUCGUUGUUUUCCGCAUUAUUCGAAAUUCCCCAUGUGAUUUUCGAUUUGACGACCACUGAAUCAAGAGCGGCUUCUGGUUCUGGUUGUGUGGCCCAGAAAAAGAGCGGUCACUGAUUGUCAGCACAUAUUCAUCCGAUUACCAAUUCAUUCAGAAUCAUCGGUCACAUAGCGACAAGAAGCAACAUCAUUCAGCACACGGUUGGCAAAACACAACACACCACAUCACUCACAUACACAUACACACCACUAUCACACGGAAGGGUACAGUGAACAUAUCUGGGUGUCAUAAAUCGAAAUGAUUUUAACGUAGUGAUUACAGAAAUCAAUUAUUGUUUAUGCAGGCGAAAGAGGCAAAAACUGCGUGUUCCAAUUGAAAAAGUGCACUUGCAUUAAUGGGACAACCAGCCCUCCGUUUGACGAAUGAAAUUGCUCGUUAUUUUUUUUCUCUGUUCAAUCAAUCCAAGAAUUUGAGAGAAUGAUUUUUUCCUCCAUGCGUGUGAACGAUCACUCAAAAUGAAAUGAAAGACGUUUUUUUCUGUUGUUCGACGCGAUACACAUUCCAAUCAAAAAUCCACACUGAAUCCACGUUUCGUUAACGCAUAUCUGACACUGUUCUCACACGGUUUUGAACGUAGAACCGUGUGGCUAUAGUAUAGUAGAGUGUGAAGUCGUUUGAUAUCAUUUUUAAUUUCAAAUAACCGUGCAGAUGCAGUGUAGGUUUGUACGGGUAUCAAGCGUUGACACCAAAAAUGGUUCCAAAAUUCAUCAUGAUAACGCAACGGUCAUAGACUUUAUCCACACGGUUUUAAACGUAAAACACUGUGGCGGAUCUCCACACUCUUCAGUAUGAACGUGUGUGUGUGUAUUUGCAUAUUUGACACCAUUUUUGGAACGCUAUCUAGAAAUGGUUUCGUUUAAUUUAGUUUUUACUAAUUGUAAGAAGAAUUCAUAGAAGAUAAUGAACAAUAAUUUCAUGACGACCGUUGCACAUUUGAUAGAUAAGAAUAUUAAACGUAAAUGAUACGAUUUCAACAAUUUAUUUUCCACGCUUCGUCCAUACUCUCCAAAAAUACUACUAAAUUCGUUGAAGUCAUAUAUAAUAUGUAUUGCGUAUUUUUCGCGCAUAUUGGCGAUUGAAGUGGAAAUGCUACAUGUAGCUUUUUGUAUUGUAAGUGAUAUGCACAUCAUCUUUACCACAAUUACGAGCUUCAGAGCUUCUGUCUGUCCGAAUGUUAAUUUGUCAGCAUGGGACGAUAGGAGAAGCGAAUAGCUCUUGAAUUCACGUGAAAAUAUGAAGAGAAAAAGGAAAUGCUAAGUGAAACUCAGUACAAAUUACUUAAGCGGCUGCCGCACUCACUCUCACUAUGCUACGGCAAAUUUCAUUCAUACUUUACUUCCAUGAAAAGAAAACUUGCAACAACAAAAAAACGGAAUAGAAGAAGAAACAAACUGAAAGUUUAAAAGAUGAAAGAGGAAUAAAAGGUGAUGAUUAUGAACAAUGAAAAUGUGUGUAUAUUGAAGUGUACAAUGUACAUUCGCCCUACAAAAUAGAUGAAGAAGAAAAACGACAAGGGAAAUGAAAUGAGAAUGAGAACAAUAUCGUAACAAUUCCAUAAAGUCGUCCAAUUAUAGACACAACACACUCACUCACAUACACAUAUAUACAGUGCGGAAAAUUCAUAGACUCGAUGUACAAGUUUUCUCCGGAGGGUUUAAAUUCAAAUAAACUUAAUUUUAAGACGUGGUAAUGUGACAUUUUCCAUCCAAAAAACGUAAAACAAAUAGCAAAUAAGAGAAACACAAGUAAAAGGAAAUGAAAAAGAGAAAAUAAGUUAAAGUUGAUUAAUUUAUAUGACACAAAUGAAAAUGAACACAGACCGACUUACAUAGCUGGUGUCCACACGUAGAUAUGUAUUUCUAUUUACAAUUUUCAAAAAAAAAGAAAAAGAAUAAAAUUACAAAAAUUUCGGCGCAUACGUUUUGAAUGUAUGUUCGUAUAAAUAACAAUAAUAUAGUAAGUAUAUAAGUUUAGAGAAAUUUUUUGCCAUCCAAAAUGAAGUAGCUACAUGUUGUUUUUUUUCUAAAGACAAAUGCCAACAAAUCGAAUCAUAUAUUAAAUUGCAUUUUUAUGAAAAUGAAAAAGAAAAACCCAUUGCAUAGACAGAACUUGUAAUGCAAACCUAUUUAAUAAUCGUAUACUUUCCUCAUUUUCUUGCAUAUAUUUCUCUUAAUCAUCAUCAUCAUCAACUUGCAAUUCGAUUUGAGUCCUGAAAUGACAACCUCAAGGCAAUAUUUUCCAUGCGGUAUUGUUAUGUGCCUGAAACGAAAAAACAAAAACAAAUCAUCCGUUCAGAAUGAAACCAAAGCCGAGAUCAUCAUCUCUGCAGAUUUGGUUUUUUUUCUUCGGAGAAAAGCUAUCAAGGCAAAAAACAAAUACGAGAAAAAUAUCGAUUCUCGAAUGCAAAAUAAUACAAUUUGCAUCACAAUUACAUUUUGAUUUUCGAAUACUGCCUUAUUGCCAGACACACAUUUUGAAGUAUUUUCUCGGUUUCAUUUGUGAUGAAUUGCAAUUCUACCAUAAUUCGAAAAGCAAAUCAAAUUUCAACACAUUUUUUUCUUGCAUGAAUCUGAAGAAAUUUCUUGUAUUUUAUACUCAUUGUUAAUUUGAUUUGAAUGUUGUACCGUUUGCGAAUUGAAAUUGACAGAGUUAAAGAAUUUGGUUUUUCGUCUACAUCUUGGAAAUGGAUUACUCAAGUAGAAAUUUAAUAUUCGUUCGGCGCGACUUGUGAGCCCUUUAAGUUAAAAUUACAUUAGAUUUGAUAGCUUAGAAUCGGCUUCAAUUUAACUUGAAGUAUUCAAAGUAUUUUGACUGCCAGCGCCAUCUUAAUUGCUUGAAGUUGAAAAUUAUUCAAUUUGAACUAAGGCGCAUGAAUAGCGCCAAAUGAACAUAAAAUUUCGACUCGGGUACUUCAUCACUACUUUGACCUCAUGCAUUUUUUCCCCACUCUGUCUAAUUUGACGGCCUGAAAAGAAGAACCUUUCCUACAAAACC